Molecule: messenger RNA, 3322 nt
Organism: Micropterus dolomieu (smallmouth bass)
Lineage: Eukaryota; Metazoa; Chordata; Actinopteri; Centrarchiformes; Centrarchidae
Gene: hrh2b
Product: histamine receptor H2b
Exons: 2
Coding region: 37-1218 (393 amino acids)
Biological process (GO): adenylate cyclase-activating adrenergic receptor signaling pathway
Cellular component (GO): membrane
Molecular function (GO): G protein-coupled receptor activity
Source: RefSeq, a predicted model, not a curated record
UCCACCUGAACCUGAUUACCUGUAUACACAGGGGCCAUGGAAAAGUUGAUGAGCUUGUUUGAACAAUCUCUAUACCAACAGCAGCACUGUGGCCCUGUGCCUGAGGAAGAGGUCACCAUGAUCUCUACAGCUCUCCGCUGGCUAGCUCUUGUGUUUUUUAUCAUUCUGAUCAUUGGCGGGAACGUGCUGGUAUGUUUGGCUGUUUGGCUCAGCCGUCGACUGUGGCGCAUCUCUAACUCCUUCAUAGUGUCGCUGGCAGUGACAGAUCUCCUGCUAGGCCUGCUGGUGCUGCCCUUGUCUGCCACUGUGGAGCUGCGCAGCGGAAAAUGGCCCCUCGGAGGAGCCCUGUGUAACAUCUACAUCUCACUGGAUGUCUUGCUGUGUGAAUCCUCCAUCCUGACCCUGCUGGCCAUCAGUGUGGACCGAUACCUAGCCAUUUCAGCUCCCCUUAGCUACUCUCGGAGAGUUACCCCUCUAAGCGUGACACUGUCCAUGAUCGCCAUCUGGGCCUUGUCACUGGCUGUGUCCUUUGUGCCCAUCCACCUGGGCUGGAACACAGCGGACUACAGAGUGCAGCACUUGGACUGGCGCAUGGGGGAUGAGGACAAGGAGGGACGUUAUUGCCAGUUUGAAUGGAAUAACAACUAUGUUCUUCUUUUUGCCUUUGGCGCAUUUUACCUGCCUCUGCUGCUUAUGUGUGAAAUGUAUCUGUGCAUAUUCAGGGUGGCACGAGAACAGGUGCGGCGUAUUCGUGCUGCCACUCCAUCAUUUGCACGCACAGCAUCAACUGCAGCCAUAGCCCGAGAGCACAAAGCUACAGUGACCCUGGCAGCUGUACUGGGAGCGUUUGUCAUCUGCUGGUUCCCCUACUUCACCUUCUUCACCUGCAUAGGCAUAAAGGAAAAGAAAAACCCCCCUAACACACUUCACUCUGUGGUCCUGUGGCUGGGCUAUUUUAACUCAGCUCUUAACCCCAUCCUGUAUCCAGCCCUUAACAGGGAUUUCCGCAGGGCCUAUGGAGAGCUGCUUUGCUGCAGAGGACUGUCUCGCAGAAAACUGCAGCUUGCUCAUGUGUCUGUGCAUAAACGACUGAGCAUUAGUAAGGGACAGAGGCUUUCCCUCCAGUCUGAAAAACAUAUAGGCGCAAUUAAGAAAGAAAGUGAGGGGAGGAGCCUCACCCUACACAAGAGGCAGAGUAUCCCUGAUGAACCACGAUGAAAUGCCAGGGAUCUGUUCUUUCAUUGCUGGACUGUAGAACGGCAGCAAAAUGUUGAAAAUUACAAACUUGUCCCACUACUCAGUAACUGAUUAGCUAACCAUUUUCAAUAUCAGUUAGAUGUUUAGGGUACAGUAUGGUGCCAAAGAUGAUACAAUUUGUGUGAAACACAAGCCACAACAUCAUGAAUGUGCAUAAUUGUUUUGUUACUGUACUUCUUCAUUACAUCACAUUUUUCAAAUCAGUGAAAAUCACAGUAGUGUACGUCUGUUUAUAAAUAAAAAGCAGGCAAAUCAGAGCUCAGUGAAAUGAAUAGAUGACUCAGUAAGUUUCCCAGCAAGCUGCAUGGAGACACGGGUGGUUAAAAGUUUGCAAAUUGUUAAUUUUCUCUCCCCAAUUCCAUGCCAAUGAAAGUGAAUAAGUAACCAGCAAGUUGAUUUGAUAUGUACAAUAUGUGUAUGUUUGACUUGACCUAAGCAGGAUGACUUUAAUGACCUCAUGGAUGUUUCAUACAUGCAACACAGUCUAACCUUCGAAAAUAUGACGAGAAAGAAUUUACAUGAUUUACAAUGGUGCUGCACCUAACAAGUCUAUGGGCCACACACUGCAUAACAUUAACUAAAUACAGUUACAGUAAAUCUGCAUCUAUGAAAUUAUCUGUAUAACUUUGCAACUUUUAUGUGCUGUAUAUGUUGCUGGGAUUAGUUGAAGUUGAAGUAUCUUGACCCUGCUUGUGUUCAGUGGUGCAAGAAAAGGAUGAGAAAAGAUGAUGAGGAAAUUCAGUGUCUAUAUCUGUGUAAAAGUCUGCUUGACAAAUUGUGAAAGAUAACUUAGAGAUGGGCAAUUGGAUUAGCCAUGAUACCAUGUCGUCUUUUUUAAUUAAGCAAUUGCUUUGAAGUAAUUUUAUAGUUGUUAUAUUAAAUAAAUGAUUUCUUCAUUCAAAGGCAGAAUAAUAAAUGUAUUGUAUGUAUGUAGUAAUUUCUUUCUAAACCCAGUAAAUCAUUUAUGCUGAUUAGACUCUUUAAACUCCACUUUUGUAUAGGCAAUCAAUAUAUGCUGUCCUGUACAAUGAAUUUUAGUAAUGUGUUGGCUUUAUUUCAUCCUUUAAAUGAUUGAAGAAGACCAUCAGUGGUAAUGUGCAGAUAGAAAUGGUUUUCAAGCAUUGUUAGUAACAAGACAAGGCAAGCUGAGUGGGAUUGUAAUUAAAGUUUAAUGUGAGCCUUGGUGCCGUCGAUGGUAGCUGACGUAGGUUGAUGUCAGGGAAAUGUUGAAGCGGGGGAAGCCUAACGAAAUCCCUACUGGGAUGAAUUGAUUACUUGCCUCAACUUUGUAGAGGAGGGGAUGCUGCAGAGGAGGAGACAUCAGAUCACACUCAGAUUUAUGAAAAUAAUGUCUGAAAGUGGAAGCAAUCAAGCCAGCAGCUGCACAGUGACAUAUAAAAUGGAAGUCAUAAAAAUUAUUAACUGUAAUUCAGAUCAGGUGGCAGAGAAGUAAAAAGUGAGAAUGGAGGUGCAGGAACAUUUAUAGGUAGCAUUAAAUGCAACUGAGUCUGAUGAACUUGUAAUACUGUUCCCAGUCAUUUGCUGUACAUCUCCAGCACAGUAAAAGUCUCUAAGAGUUUGAUGUAAAAGAGUUGCCUCUGAAAGUCACUGCUGCCUGCCAAGAAAUAAUAAGAGUACAUACUAAUUAAAUUCUACUUGCUGUAACAAAUGAUGUGAUGAUCAAACAAGAUAUAACAUGUUUAUUACUAAACUUCAGAAUUGCUGAUAUGGAAGCCAGUUUCUCCCUACUUACAGUGGUUAUGCUAAUCUUGGUUAAUUGACUGAUCCCAGGUCCUGCCACUUUUCACUCUGAGGUCAAUUAACAAUUGAGCAUGCUACAUGGCGGAACCUGGUUACAAGAUGUUAACGCUCAGCAAGAAAACCAUUAAGCGUAAUUCCCCAAAAAAUAUAUUUUAUUUUACAAUUAAGUCUACCCCAUUUAGACCUGCGCUUUUUCUUUCUAUGUUUUUAUAGGCCACUGAAGACUAGUUCAUGUACUUAAAAUCUUUGCCAAAUCAUUAUCAUACUUGCAUCACUUGCCAAAUGUCAACAUAGUAUAUAUACA